Ipomoea nil (Japanese morning glory) is the source of this 4048-nucleotide messenger RNA. RefSeq lists its product as uncharacterized. The record is from RefSeq and is a predicted model, not a curated record. The coding region runs from base 214 to 3969 and encodes 1251 amino acids. Gene Ontology annotation, molecular function: DNA binding. Lineage: Eukaryota; Viridiplantae; Streptophyta; Magnoliopsida; Solanales; Convolvulaceae. The transcript is spliced from 20 exons. Gene Ontology annotation, cellular component: replication fork protection complex. Gene Ontology annotation, biological process: DNA repair; replication fork arrest; DNA replication checkpoint signaling.
CCUUAAUAACCCUAAACUACGGGGAGUGAUUUAGCGAGUUGAACCCGGAUCCUGCAUUCCUGUAUCGUUCAAUCCACCAUUGUCACCUUCAUCUGAUCUCACAAACUACCGCCAGGAGCUCCUCAGUCAUAAACAUUCCAGUACUUUUGAUCGCUAAGACAUCGAAUUCGAACCAACUUUAAGGCCUAUACUAAGGCGAAGUCUGACAUCGAAAUGGAAGGGUUAUCCGCUAUCUGCGCUGGCCUUGGAGCCAUUGAAGAAGAUGAGAAUGACAACCGCAUCGGCUAUGAAGUUGGAGAAUACUGCUCUGAUAAUUUGAAGGAUUUGCUGAGGUUUCUGAGGCGAGAUGACCCACAGACAAGAGAAGUGUUCAAGCAAGUUUGUAAAUGGAAUAUUGUGGGGAAAGAUUUGCUCCCUAUUAUUGAGCAUUGCCAAGAUGAUCGUAAUUUGAUCUUAAAUGCUGUAAAGAUUUUGGUAUUUCUAACAAUGCCUGUUGAGCCCUCAUCAACUGACAUACCACAGCAGAUGGAGUAUCUUUGGGGGAUAAAGCGUUCCAUUACUUUUAGUGAAGCUGUGCCAGUGAUAAUGUCUCUCUUGGAAAGCCCUCUGGAAAAUCUUGAAUGUGAAUCCUUCACUGAGGAUGACUGGAAACUUGUUCAGCUGGUGAUUACAUUGUUUCGCAACAUUUUAGCAAUUCAAGAUAUAUCACCAAAUCAAAAAGCUGGGGGGUCUACCUCACAAUUCAUGUUCCUAAGAGACAAGUUUCUGGAACUUCUGUUUCAAGAAAAUGUAAUGGAUGUGAUCUUAGUUUUGUCACAGCAUGUUGGUGGUUCUUGCAGACAUCUUCGACACGAUAACCUGCUCUUGCUGGAGACUUUUUAUUAUAUAUUUAUGGGCCAAGAACCAGAGUUUAUUGCUAAAGCUUAUAUGAAGUGUUCGAAGGUGGAUGAAGAUGCUGAAACAUCAUUGAACAGCCUUAAAGAAAUAAUGGAAGAGGAACGUGAGAAAAGAAAGAUUAUACGACAACGAAAUUUGGGUUGCUAUUCUCAGUUCAGUGGAACAUUCACACGGUUUUCCCUGGAUGGCUCAAAAACAGUAUUGAAAGGGAACCCUUCAGUUUCUCAUGAUGCUCUGCUUAAGGUUCAUAAAAAUCACCGAGGUCCAAUCAAAAGAACAGUGUGGGACCAUGGUAGACUACCAUCAACCAAGAAUAAGAUUUUGGAGUUACUCUAUGGUUUCAUGAACCAGUUCUUAGAAGGGGGAUACAAUGUUUUGAUUGAGUCAGUGCGGGAAGACAUUGAUAAAGAGCAUCACUCGGUUCAGAACAGUGAUGUCCUUAUAUUCAUUCAAGUUGCCCAAUUUGUUGUUUCUUUUCAGUACCACAAGUUCUUGAAUAAGCCUAUUAUUGGAGUUCAUACUGAAUCAUCAGUAGAUUGCCAUACUGAUAGCACAUUGGUUAGAGGCUCUAUAUGUGGCCCAAUUGCUGAAUCACUGAAUGAGUCAAUGUUCCAGCUGGUUACUCAGAAAUGGCGUUAUGCAUUUGAUACAUUGAAGGAGACAAAUGACCGUAAAUUCCUUUCUGCAGCGGGGUCUUUUAUGAGAAUUAUGCUUCUUAUGUUGGAUUUGGUCCUUGAGCAGUCUCCAGAAAAUUCUAAGGAAAACAAAACCACUCGUAUCCUUCUCUACAAGUUAUUCUAUGACCAAACUGAUGAAGGAAUGACUUUGUUUAUCUUGAACCAGAUCAAAUCAUUUGAUACCCAUAAGCAAGCGAAAAGUUACCUUACUGAUUUGUUGGAAACUAUGAGUAUUCUUCUGCAGCUCAUGGAGAAGCUUCAAGCAUGUGGUGUGUUAAGGGUUUCAAAGAAGCAGAGGAAGAAACAUAGGAAAAAACCAAUGAUGGAUGGCAAGAAAGACAAUGAUGAUAAAGCAUUUCAAGAUACAACUACAAUUCAAAAUGAUCAAGAAGGAUCUGGUUGUGAAAGGACAAUACAUCUUGAUCCUUCCAUUCAAGAAGGCAAUUCCAUUCCAACUCAGCUUGAUGAAUCUAUGGUAUUGGGUGAGAAGAAAACAAAGAUGGAUGACUAUGAUGAAACGGUUGGAAAUUCUAAUACCAUUAGGAAUGAUGUUGAUGGUUUCAGUAAUGAGGAACCAAUGAAUAUUGAUGCUGUGCAUGUCAAUGAUGAACCUUCAGCAAGGCUAAGUAGCCCUGGAAGCCAUGUGCCAGAGAUGGAACAAAAAAUAACUGAUGAGACUUGCCAUGAUUUUAAUAAUGGUAUGAAUGAUUAUUCUGGUGAGGAGGAUGUGACGACAAACGAAGUGGAUUUGAAUGUAUCUGCUUUGGUUUCUGCUUUUGCAAACAAUGAUAUUGUGAAGAAUCUCUGUUGGUUGUUGAAGUUCUAUAAGAGCAAUUCUGUUAUUACAAAUAAUUAUAUAAUACGUAUGCUGCAGAGAAUUUGUGAUGAUCUGGAACUUUCUCCUAUGCUGUAUCAGUUAUCUCUCCUCACAAUAUUCUAUAAUAUUUUAGAGGAGCAGAAAUUAAGGCCUUGCAAAGAGUAUGAGAAUGUUGUCUUCUUCCUUACAACUUUGGUCAGAAGAAUGUUGCGGAAAAUGAAGAGUUAUCCCCUUCUUUUUAUAGAGGUUCUCUUUUGGAAAACACGCAAAGAAUGCUGUUAUAUCAACUGUGAAUCUAUGCUUAAUGAGCUCUCUGGUCUGAAGAAAAGUACCGAAAAUUGGAGUUCUGCAUCUGACAGGCAAGGAUGGGUUCACAGAAGUAUAGCUGAUGCUCUUGGUGAUGAUGAAGCUGACUUUGUAUUAUCAAAUAGGGAUUCCACCGGAGACAAGGCAUGGGGUGUUGAAUGUAGCAAUGAAAAUCUUGGUCAAGAGGAACAUAACUCCCAAUCCAUCUCAGAUGUUGAACUCUGUGCAACUGAAAACUUUGACAAAGAGGAACAAUUUGUUGAAAAAGAGACUGAGAGGGAACCAAAAAGAAGAAAACUAUCAGUUCUUGGCUAUGAGCUGAAAGCAAAAGUCAAGGAACUUUAUGAGAAAUAUAAAGAAGAUCAACAUUGUGAUCGUCUCAUUGCUGAAGCCCUUGAUCCAGAUGGGAAAGUUUCACCACUUCAGGUUUCCAAAGCACUUAAACAUCUUGGACUUAAGAUGCCACGGAGGAGGAGAACAGCAAACACUAGUGCUGAUGCAGCAAGAGUGUCUGAUGCGAUUGCACAUCCAAAUUUGAGUGUCAUGGAGAAGGAAUCUUCAGUAAGAAGGCCUACGCACACUAGAAAGAGGGUGCGUGCAUUUAGUGAGGAGCAGGAGCAGAAAAUCAAAGAUUUGUUUGAGCAGUUUAAAGGUCAGAAGAGGUGUAACCAGAUGAUAGCUGAUGCCUUGGAUCCCGAUGGAACCUUCACUGCUGCAAAGGUUUCACGCAAACUCAAACAACUUGGCCUAUAUCUUCCCAAAAAGAAGAAGUCUGCCUCCAACUUGCAACUGAGGAAUGAAGCUUUAAGUGACAGUUCCGAUGAUGAAACGUUACUGUCAAUGAGGAUAAGGAGUAAAAAGCAGGUGAAGGGAAGUGGUGAUGAAGAAAGACAAGAGCAAAGCACGAGGAUAUCAUCCCAAGAUGAAGAAUCUGAUGAUGAACUUCUAAGUAACGUUUUAGUGAAAACCAUGAAGAAAAACAAAGAGAAGCUGAUGAUCAAUUCAACCGAAGAAGACUUUACAGAGAAGCAUACUGACAUGUCAAGCAGUAGGGGAGAAGAUGAAGAAACCGCGGAGAUGGAGUCCCCAAACCGAUCAGGUGAUGUGGAGUUGAGCAGUGAGAAAGAGUGGCAGCGUUUGGAAGUGGAGGAGAAGUUGGAUGAAUUGGCUGAUUAUGAGAAGGAUGAGGAUGCUCCACUCCCAUCAUCUAACAAGAAUACUGGAUCAAGACGACAGUUGAGGAUGGUGAUUGAUAUGGAUGAGGAAGAUUAAUUAUUAUAAGGAAGUUUAUCGUGUUCAAAUCUUCAUGUUCCUGAAAAUUGUAAUUAAAGUGAACUUUUCCAAAUGCACA